Molecule: messenger RNA, 3179 nt
Organism: Athalia rosae (coleseed sawfly)
Lineage: Eukaryota; Metazoa; Arthropoda; Insecta; Hymenoptera; Athaliidae
Product: potassium voltage-gated channel protein Shaw-like
Exons: 6
Coding region: 257-1915 (552 amino acids)
Biological process (GO): potassium ion transmembrane transport; protein homooligomerization
Cellular component (GO): neuronal cell body membrane; dendrite membrane; voltage-gated potassium channel complex
Molecular function (GO): protein binding; delayed rectifier potassium channel activity
Source: RefSeq, a predicted model, not a curated record
AACGAUUGAAUUAUUUAUCAAAGUAUUUCCCAAUCGAUGUUCAUUUUUGUCUUCAGGGUUCUUCUUUUUUUCUCUAUUCAAACAAGUUCGUUAGAUAAUCAGUGUUACCAGAAUUACCGUGUUCCCCUCUUAAGUUUGUGAGAGAAAAUGUGAAUCAGAUUUUGAUGAUUUUUUGCUCGAGCGGUCGGGACGGGGCUUUUGAAAAUCGAAAAGGAGCGAACUUUCCGUUAAAUGGUCGGUGGACAAAUUUGAGGCGAUGGAUGCGCUGAACCGAGUGGUGCUCAACGUCGGGGGAAUCCGACACGAAACUUAUAAAACAACGUUAAAGAAAAUCCCGGCGACUCGGUUGUCCAGGUUAACCGAAGCUCUGGCGAACUACGACCCCCUACUUAACGAAUAUUUUUUCGACCGUCACCCAGGCGUCUUCGCUCAAGUUCUCAAUUAUUAUCGAACUGGAAAACUUCACUACCCCACCGACGUCUGCGGACCGCUUUUUGAGGAGGAACUUGAAUUUUGGGGCCUCGAUUCGAACCAGGUGGAACCCUGCUGCUGGAGCACCUACAGCAUCCACAGGGACACGCAAGCCACGCUGGCCAUUCUCGACAAACUGGACAUCGACGCGGAUCGUUUGAACGACGAAGAAGUGGCGCGUUUAUUUGGCUACGAAGAAGCUUACUACUCGGGAAAUUUAACCAAGUGGCAAUGUCUACGACCACGUAUCUGGGCAAUCUUCGACGAACCCUAUUCCUCCCCGUUAGCCAAAGGCAUCGCUUGCGUCUCCGUUCUGUUCAUCUGCCUCUCCGUCAUCUCCUUCUGCUUGAAAACCCACGAAAACAUGAGAGUAUCGCGUGUCCCCGCGGAAACGGACGACGGCGAGGGUACGACGAAACCACACUGGGCUUUUCUCUACGUCGAGUUGGCUUGCAACGGAUGGUUCACGGUCGAGAUGAUGCUGCGUUGUCUGGUGAGUCCGAGUCUCAGACAUUUCGCGAUGUCGCCGGUGAACCUCAUCGACCUGGCAGCUACUCUGAGUUUUUACACGGAAUUCGUAGUGCACCAUGUCGCCUUUUUGGAAGCACUCUCCAUCGUGCGAGUUCUCCGUCUGUUUAAACUCACUCGACACUCGCCCGGUCUUCGCAUCCUCAUUCACACCUUCAAGGCAUCCGCGAAAGAACUCGGCCUCCUGGUAUUCUUCCUUUUAUUAGGUAUCGUACUGUUCGCCAGUCUCGUGUACUACGCCGAACGUCUUCAGAACAAUCCUGGCAACAACUUCGAGAGCAUCCCCGAAGGACUGUGGUGGGCUUUGGUAACGAUGACCACGGUCGGUUACGGGGACAUGGCGCCAAAAACGUUUCCGGGUAAAUUUGUCGGCGCACUUUGCGCGUUGGCGGGAGUGUUGACGAUCGCGUUGCCCGUGCCGGUUAUCGUCAGUAAUUUUUCGAUGUUCUAUUCCCACACGCAGGCCAGGAGCAAAUUACCCAAGCAACGACGCAGGGUGCUUCCCGCGGAGGUGCCGCACAGAAACAGACACCAUAAGCCCCAACUAAAUACUACACAUCUCCAGAAUCAACGUUUAGUCAGUACGUUGCCGAGGUUUACGGCACCCCUGACGCCUCGUCCUGCCACAAUAGGAACCGACACCGUCGCCCAGAUAAAGAUUUUCGUCACUCAGCCGGAGAUUCCUCGCCGUCCGAGAGCGAAUUCCAUGCCCACAUCCGAGGAGAAGAAGCGCGAGGCGAGGCAGAUUACGAAUAAUAAUUGCGGAAGCACUCCUCCUGCCCCAGCAGACUCGGCUGAAGUAGUUUUGGAAACGAUAAAAAAUCAAAUUCCGAUCGAGGGACGUGACGGCGAACCCCAAAAAUCCCACCCCUUAACGUCCCUCGCGUUUUCGGAUGCUUGCAAUCCUACGUUAUGAAUAUAAUCGACGAGAUUAUCAGGGCAAUUUUAAUUCAACCUACUGAUUAUAUGCAAAUAGAUGAUAUUACGUAUCUUAUGAAUAUUCAAAGAGUCGUGGUGCCCGCAGGUGGCGGUGAUACGAUGCGUAAUUACAUUUGUGCGUAUAAAGAGGAGGUAUCAGGGAGCCGGUAGUCGAUACUAAUUGUUGUUAAAUACUCCGUCGUUAUAUUCGCUUGAGACAAUUAAUCUAGGCGGAAGCCUUCGUUAUCGGGGAGCUGACUGUUCCCAAAAGCAAUUUCGAAGAUCGUUCAAAUUUUCGUGGACGUUUCACGGCCCGCCAGAAGCCGAUAUAAAUUGUUGUUUUAUCGUUCUGCGUAAACCUACGGUGCACGCGCCCGAACAAUCCUUGUAACCCUAAUUCAUCGCCAUCGACUUUAUAACGAAUCAAAUGCUCGAUCGUCGUAUAGAAACUUCGCAACAAAGGCUAAUUACGAAUGAUUUACGCGACUCGUCUAUAGAUAUAUAUACAUUAUACGAUCAUAUUCUACGCGGCAAUUUGACCUUACACCCGAAAUCGUUCUCCUGUAUUUACGUCUUUUGUUACUUUAUCAACGUCUCAGAAAUUAAUCGCGCGCGCCCGAGAUUCUAUCUAUAAACAUCCGUUUCGUAGCGCGGCAAAUUAGUUUGCUUCGAUAUUAUCAUGCGUACAAACGUAUGGGGCUCCAAUAGAUCAAUAAAUUUCGAAAUUCUGAACAUUUUCCUCGGCUUCAAAGCAUUUUUUUCACCCGCACACCGCACGGGGUACCUUUCCGGACCGAUGAUCGAGUUUUUUCUGUUUUUUUUUUUAGCUUCUUUAACAUCAAUACGUGAACAACAGUCUCGCGAUCAGGUCAUUGCGCCGGGAAUAAAAUUACAUUAACUUUGUUGAAAAAAAAAGAAAAAAGAGCGGAAGCAACAAAAAAAAACAAAAAAAGAAAAAGGUGCUCAUUUCCCUGCAUGCGCGUACGUAUAUAUAUCUGGCUACAUGUCAGCAUCAGCCGUUCAAUGGCGAUAUAUCGUGCGGAAUGAUUAAUUGCUUUAUAACUCGUUAAUAUUCGAUCGCUUUUACGACUACCUCGUACACGUUGCGGAGUGAUCAACACGGUACACGCGCUGGUUGGUGUUAUACGUGUCAUAGAGAAUCUAGGUGUUUGUUGUGCGAUCGAAAUGAACUAUGAUUAAACGGAGAUUAAAACAGUGCAGCCUCUCGAUGAUUUGAAAAACAAAAAAAAAACAAAAAUAAA